Molecule: messenger RNA, 992 nt
Organism: Pogona vitticeps (central bearded dragon)
Lineage: Eukaryota; Metazoa; Chordata; Lepidosauria; Squamata; Agamidae
Gene: GLRX2
Product: glutaredoxin 2
Cellular component (GO): mitochondrion
Molecular function (GO): protein-disulfide reductase activity
Source: RefSeq, a predicted model, not a curated record
GGAUUUUUGCAUGGUUCCUCCGCCCUUGGGAAUCGCUUGCCCUCUGAUGGUCCGUAAGAAAAGGAAAGCAGAAGCUGUUCUGUUCCGUAGGCUGAAGAGGGUCCGGCACACGGGUGGGGACCGCUGGGCGCCCGUUUGGGUGCACGCGGAGGUUUUGCUGCUGGGUGUCUCCUAGCAUCAUCAAUCGGCGUUAAUUUACUUAAUUUGGAAAAUGGGAAACAGUACAUCCACUUCAACAGAUCUAUCGAGUACUGCUGCAGCUAACCAAAUAAAGGAAACUAUCUCAGACAAUUGUGUUGUGAUCUUCUCAAAAACAUCAUGUUCUUACUGUAAAAUGGCCAAGAAGCUGUUUCAAGAUAUGAAUGUGAAUUAUACUGCUAUUGAAUUGGACAUGUAUGAAAAUGGAAGUCAGUUUCAAGAUAUUCUUCAUCAGAUGACUGGUGGCAGGACUGUUCCCAGAAUAUUUAUCAAUGGAACCUUUGUUGGAGGUGCUUCGGACACUCAGAGACUUCAUCGGGAGGGCAGGCUGCUUCCAUUAGUUUAUCAGUGUCAAAUCCCAAGAGAAGGGAACCCUGGACAGCCGUACAGUCUGCAUUAGCCUUAAUAGAUUACCAUUAUGAAGGAACAUGAAGACUGUAUAUUUAAUUCCAUUCAUCCAACUUAAUUUAAUUCAUCCAAUAUCCAACACAGAUAUUUUGACUUUAUUUUUCUACAUAAGUACUUCUAACGCAUAUAGAUGUGUGCUAACAGCUUUGAAAAAGCCAUAUACUUUAUUAUGAUCUAGUAGAGCAUUCCCCAACUAGGAGCUCUCCAGUUGUGUUGGAUUUCCACUGCUAUCAUCCCCUAGCAACAUAGCCAUGCUAUUGGAUACUGAUUCAAGAUGUGGAGGAUAUCCAGUUGAGGAUGGUAGAUCUUAAAUGUCUUGUAUUCAGGCUGCAGGAUGGGAGUAAAUUCAUUGGAAAGAAUGGGGCUUGUUUCAGUAGACAUGUAGA